This is a messenger RNA of Notechis scutatus (mainland tiger snake), 368 nucleotides long. The record is from RefSeq and is a predicted model, not a curated record. Lineage: Eukaryota; Metazoa; Chordata; Lepidosauria; Squamata; Elapidae.
GUCUAUGCCCAGACUGGGAGACGUGGGAUCCGAGGCAGCCGGUGGAGAAUGCCCGCGAAGCCAUGCAGCAGGCCGACGAUUGGCUGGGGGUCCCUCAGGUGAUUGCCCCCGAAGAGAUUGUGGACCCCAACGUGGACGAGCAUUCGGUCAUGACCUACCUCUCCCAGUUCCCCAAAGCGAAGCUCAAACCCGGAGCCCCCCUGAACUCCAAGCAGGUCAACCCCAAGAAGGCCAAGGCCUAUGGGCCUGGUAUCGAACCCCACGGAAACACGGUGCUGAAACCAGCCCAUUUCACAGUGGAGACUGUCGAGGCUGGCUUGGGAGAGGUGCUGGUGUACAUUGAGGACCCCGAGGGACACACAGAGGAG